UAUCACACGCACUCUCUCUCUCUCUCUCUCUCUCUCUCUCUCUCAGCUUUACUAGGUUUUUAUUUCUCUCCACCUUUCACUACUCUCCUUACCGUUCCUUUCCUAAUCUCUCUCUCUCUCUCUUUCUCUAACCCUUCCAUCUUUUCUCUUUAGUACCUUCUUCAAAGAUCAUCAUCCCAAGAGAGAGCGUCCAAUUCACUCCUUGCAUCUUUCUAUCUCCCCUUUUGGUACUUCUUCUUCUCUUGUGGCAGACUCAAGGCCGUGUGUUUCGAUUCUUAGUCUUGUCUGUUUCAGCUAUAUACAUAUAUAUAAAGAGAGAGAAGAACGAAAGACGUGAUAGCUUCCAAAGAUUGACCUAAGCCAGCAAGAUCUCUCUUGCUGUGUGCGGUGUAGAUUAUUGUGUCUAGGAGAUUUGUGCAAGGGUUUUUCAAGUCAUGGCCAAUCCUUGGUGGACAGGGCAGGUAGGGUUGCCUGGGGUUGACACCUCCACGAGCUCAUCCCCAGCGAAAAAGCCAGAUCUCGGCAUCUCCAUGAAGGACAAUGGAGGCAGUGGAAGUGGUGGCGGGGUCGAAGAGGAAGAAAGAGAACACAGCGACGAGCCUAAGGAAGGGGCCAUCGAGGUGGCCAAUCGUCGGCCAAGGGGCCGGCCACCGGGUUCGAAGAACAAGCCCAAGCCCCCGAUCUUUGUCACCCGUGAUAGCCCUAACGCCCUAAGGAGUCACGUCAUGGAGAUAGCCAAUGGGACGGACGUUGCAGACAGCAUGGCCCAAUUUGCUCGGAGGCGACAGAGGGGCAUCUGUGUGUUGAGCGGGAGUGGCAUGGUGACAAACGUCACCCUCAGACAACCGACUGCGCCCGGAUCGGUCAUGGCCCUGCACGGCCGGUUCGAGAUCCUCUCGUUGACCGGAGCUUUCCUGCCUGGUCCAGCCCCACCUGGAUCAACAGGCCUGACGAUAUACCUGGCAGGAGGCCAAGGACAGGUAGUUGGUGGGAGUGUAGUGGGUCCACUAGUAGCCUCCGGGCCGGUCAUGGUGAUCGCUGCCACAUUCUCGAACGCAACCUAUGAGAGGUUGCCCCUAGAGGAAGAUGAGGAAGCGGGUAAUGGACAGGGCCAAAUUGGUAGCGGGUCUCCGCCAGGACUAGGGAGCGGCAACGCAGGGCAGCAACAAGGUGGUGGGUUACCAGACCCAUCAUCGAUGCCGGUCUAUAAUUUGCCGCCAAACUUGCUUCCUAAUGGUGGGCAGCUGAACCAUGAGGCCUUCGGUGCUUGGAGUCAUGGAAGGCCUCCUUAUGGCUAAUUGUGGACAAGUCAUUGAGGAGCAAAAACUACAUGGAGAAAAUUGCUCAACAGAUCAUCAUCAACCAUCCUUCUCUAUUGUGUUGUAGCGAAGACAUAAAUGAGUAAGUCAAUUUAGGGUUCAAGUAGGGAAAUUAAGCAAAUAUCUCUUCUCAUGUCAUAUAUAUUUUGUACAUUUUACUAUGACUCUGGCACCAAAACCUCUCUGUAAUGUGCCAAUUAAUUAGAUCAUUUGAGGUUUCUUGCUUGUGAACUUUGAAUCUCAAUUUACUGUUAUUUCAUGGCAUGUUCACCAUCAUCAUCCAUUGAGACGAAAUUCAACUUUGCAGCUGAUGAUGAUUAAUUAUAUAUUUUAGUUUCAAUAUAA
Messenger RNA from Punica granatum (pomegranate), 1664 nucleotides. NCBI's taxonomy places the organism in Eukaryota, Viridiplantae, Streptophyta, Magnoliopsida, Myrtales, Lythraceae. The record is from RefSeq and is a predicted model, not a curated record.